CUGUGCGCUCUGGGGCUUAGGGUGACGCCCAGCGUGGUGCGGAGGCUUUUCCCGCCGCCAGAGGGGGCUGAGGUGCCAGUCGAGGCUGGCGGCUUCCUGCUGGGCCUGGGUAGUCCCACGCGCGCGCUCUGCGGUAGAGCCCCGCGGAUCGGCAACCCCGGACUCCCGAGCCCCACUCUUGGUUUUUCUAGGGGCUCUGCUACAUGUGACCGCAAUGAAAAAUGGGGACAAUGAUGAUUUGGUAACUGGCACAUUUCCCAAGCGCAAGAGCUCAAAAGAAUGGUUGGAACCACAGUCGCUUUCCUUUAUGGAGGCCUUAGCUAAAGAAGAUAUUGAUGCAGCUAUUCAAUCAAUAUUAUACAGAGAAAAUUAUGUAAUAAAGGAGCUAGAUACAUUUUUAUAUCAUCACGAAUUCUUAAAUGCAAGAAGAAAAGAGAUAUUAUAUAAAAAAUGGGCCGAUCAUGUAGCAGAUCCUCUCCAGAAGAAAAUUGUAGAAAAAAUUUGUUCACAUAAGAAGAUUAAAAAAAGGAGACAACAAGAAUUAGACAAUUUUUUGAAACAUGUAAAUAAGAAGGGAAAUGCAUUUAUAGAACAUUAUGAUCCAAAAGAGUAUGAUCCUUUUUAUAUGCGCAAAGAGGACCCCAAUUUUCUAAAGGUUAUCAUGCCACAGUUUUGUGACCCUUUGAAAAAAGCACAAUAUGACAAGGAUGAUGAAAAAAGGACUCUUCUUCAGUGUGAGACUGGCAAAAUAUAUACAAGGAAGGAAUUUAAAGAGAUUGAGAAGGCCCAACUGCAUUCUAGAUUCCCAAGUAUUUCUAAUUCAAGGCAAUAUAUGACUCCAAAUGAAUGGCUUAAAGUGCCUAUGAGAUACAUAGAAAGUGAAUUUUGUAAAAAGAGCAGGUUAAAAGUGAAGGUGAAUUUUAAUGAUAGUAGUUUUGAUAUGAAACCCUUGAAAAGAGUGCCUAAUUUUCUGGACAGCCAGGAGGAAGAAAAGACAGUUAGUUACAAAAACAGAGGACUGCCCUCUCUGAACAAAGAAGCUGUCUGUCAGGAAGGAAAGAACCCAAGUUCCAAAGAGAUAAAUUCCAAAGGGUGCUUUUCUUCCGUGAACCUCAGCCAGGAGGUAGAAAGGGAUGAAGACCAGGAUGUGGUUAUGACAACCACACAUCCUGAUUCUUGAUCCCUGAAAGGGGCACCAAAGAAGGCUGCUUCAGAGGAACGUUACCCAUUGGCUGGAAUCCUGAGGACUAAGGAAGACAUUCAAGAGUUGUUAUGUUCUUAUAUGCAAUAAACUUCAUUUAACUUUUGA
Molecule: messenger RNA, 1309 nt
Organism: Nannospalax galili (Upper Galilee mountains blind mole rat)
Lineage: Eukaryota; Metazoa; Chordata; Mammalia; Rodentia; Spalacidae
Gene: Fam228b
Product: family with sequence similarity 228 member B
Exons: 10
Coding region: 215-1180 (321 amino acids)
Source: RefSeq, a predicted model, not a curated record